UUGAUUUCCCUUUAUUUAAACUAAAUGCUCAUUUUGAAACUUGAGGGACUUAACUGCUCCUUUUAGCAAAGUUAAGGGACCUUCAGACCUAUUUACUCGACGCCACGUCACCACGAACUACCUUCCUUUCUUCUUAAGUCUUCCCUUUCCCUCUCCUGGACAUUGUCUUUCCUAAAUCUCUGCAUAAAAUCACCGAUCAAAAAUUGAUGUCAAAAUCUGCCUAAAUUUUAGCAAAAAAAAUUUCGAAUCAGUCUUAAUUUUUCGGGUGAAAAAAAUGGUGGAAAGGGGUCCAAGGGGAAAGGGAAUGGGAAUGAUAAAAUGGUUUCUGGGAAUGGGAUACUGGGUACAAGGAUUCCGGUGUUUUCCAUGGUUAGGUGUUGCUUUCUUCCUUAAAGAUGGCCUUCAAAUUGACCCUUCUACCCUUCAGAUUCUUCUCCAUUCUUCUAAUAUCCCCAUGGUUGGUAAACCCCUUUACGGUGUCGUUUCUGAUUCUGUCUAUUUCUAUGGCCAACAUCGUCUUCCUUACAUUUCCCUCGGUGCAAUUCUGCAGAUUCUUGCAUGGUUAGCAGUGGCAAUAUAUUAUUCAUCAAGCAUCUCAAUCAUCACCAUUACUUUCUAUCUUCUUCUGAGCAACUUAGGUGCAUCUAUAGCUGAGGUUGCUAAUGAUGCUAUGGUGGCCGAGAUUAGCAAACAGCAGACUCAUUUAAAGAAAGAGCAAUCAUCUUCCUCAGGGGAGCUUCAGUCAUUUGUUUGGAUGGCUACUUCAGUUGGGGGAGUACUUGGGAAUUUAGUUGGAGGGGUUGCCAUUGUAAAGUUCAGCCCUCAAUUUAUGUUCCUAACUUAUGGUGUAAUCCUAAUUAUCCAGCUCUUGAUAACUAUCACGGUCAAAGAGAGAUCUCUUAACCUUCCCAAAAAACAAUCUGGUGGUGGCAUAAAAGAACAACUCGCUCAGCUUGCAAGUGCGUUGUGCAAGCCUGAGAUUGCUUACUCGAUUGGUUGGAUUGUGGUCUCUUAUGCUAUGAUUCCUGUACUUACUGGAACAAUGUUCUAUUAUCAAACUGAGGCAUUGAAUAUGGAUUCAUCAGUGUUGGGAAUUUCAAAGGUGUUUGGGCAAGUGGGAAUGCUUUUGUGGAGUUUUGUUUACAACAAGAGCUUGAAAUCAACCUCCCCAAGGAAAGUGAUUUGUGGAAUUCAGGCCACAGUGGCUGUUUUCAUGGUUUCUGAUGCGUUGUUUGUCAACAAAUUUUACCAACAGAUGGGGCUCCCAGAUUCCGUGUAUGUUGUAGUAUUUUCCGGUCUACUGGAGGUUCUAUUUUUCUUCAAGAUUCUACCCUUUAGUGUUUUGAUUGCACAGCUCUGUCCACCUGGAUGUGAAGGUUCUCUGAUGGCAUUUGUAAUGUCUGCCAUUGCCCUUGCAAUGAUUGUUGGUGGCUAUUUUGGUGUUGUACUUGCAUCAUAUGUUGGAGUUACAGGAACAAAUUUCUCUGGGCUUCCGGUUGGUCUUUUAAUACAAGCGGCAUUCACAAUCACUCCCCUCCUUUUAUCAUCCUGGAUACCUGAUCAUAUAAAGGCUGACAUUGUAAAGAAAAAGGAAUAGUACAUUUUUCUUUGAAAUAUGACUUUCGAGCAACUGAGUAAAGGUGUUGGGAUUGAGAUUUGAGAAUAGAACAUCAGUGAGUGACGAAUAAAGUUGUCAUGACGGGAAGCCUUAUAAAUGACUCCCAACAUAUUGCUGGUUUUGGAAAAAUGUUUGGUUGACCCUAAGGGUUGGCAACGGACAAUGAUAGAGUGAUUUAAGGGUUGGUAACCCUUUUAUUAUUGAACUAGCUUUUGAGCCCGUUCAGAGAACGGCCGGUUGUAUAUUGGUUGUUCGAAUGUCUUUUGAAAUUUUAAUUAGUUUGUACUUGUUAAUUAAAUAGAGGUGUAAUUUAAAAGUUGGAAAAAAAUAUAAUAUUGGAUGUUAAAGUGGGGGAGUGGAAGAGA
Spinacia oleracea (spinach) is the source of this 1983-nucleotide messenger RNA. RefSeq names its product probable folate-biopterin transporter 7. Lineage: Eukaryota; Viridiplantae; Streptophyta; Magnoliopsida; Caryophyllales; Amaranthaceae. The transcript is spliced from 3 exons. The coding region runs from base 275 to 1597 and encodes 440 amino acids. The record is from RefSeq and is a predicted model, not a curated record.